This is a messenger RNA of Phoenix dactylifera (date palm), 1263 nucleotides long. Lineage: Eukaryota; Viridiplantae; Streptophyta; Magnoliopsida; Arecales; Arecaceae. The record is from RefSeq and is a predicted model, not a curated record.
CACGUACGCCAUUCUUGGAUCUUUUUGCUCAUGGCAUUCCUUCUAUACCAUCACGUACGGCAGGCUUGCUCUCCAAAGACUCCGGCAGCUUCAGCCCCCCUUCCAGCUUGCCUGCUUUCGGACCCUUCUCAAUGGAGACAGCCAGCCUCCCUCGUCGCCAAGGCAAGGUCGUGUUUGUCCUGGGCCCGACCGGUUCCGGAAAAUCCAAGUUGGCCAUCACCCUCGCCACCCAAUUUAACGGUGAAGUCGUCAACUCGGACAAGAUGCAAGUGUAUGAUGGCCUUGACGUCAUCAGCAACAAGGUGACGGAGGAGGAGUCCGCCGGCAUUCCCCACCACCUGAUCGGUGGCGUGCACCCGGACGCCGACUUCACCGCUUCCGAUUUUUGCCGUGCGGCCAUGCAUGCCAUCGACUCCAUCCUCCGGCGUGGUCGCGUCCCCAUCGUUGCCGGCGGCUCCAACUCGUACAUCGAGGCAUUGGUUGAUGGCGAGGGCAGCGAGUUCCGAUCCCGGUACGAGAGUUGCUUCGUGUGGAUCGACGUCGAUCUGCCCCUCCUGCACUUCUUCGUGUCGAUACGAGUGGACAAGAUGGUGGAGCAGGGGCUGGUGGAGGAGGCGAGGAGUGCGUUCCGCCAAGAUGGCGACUACUCGAAGGGCAUCCGAAGGUCGAUCGGGGUGCCGGAGAUGGACAGCUACUUCCGCAUGGAGGCAUCGGUCGGUGAAGCGACGCGGGCAAGGAUGCUGGAGGCCGCGGUCACUGAGAUCAAGUUCAACACAUGCACGCUGACCUGCAAUCAGCUGAAGAAGAUCCACCGCUUCUGCACCCUCCCUGGUUGGGAUGUGCAUCGCAUCGACGCCACCGAGUUCUUCCUGAAGCGAGGCCAGGAAGGCGAGGCCGAGGCAUGGGAGAAGGUGGUGGAGGGUCCUAGCAAGGAGAUUGUGCAAAGAUUUCUGAGCGGCGCCAUCGAGGUUAAAGAUGGGGUGAAACAGAGCAAUGGUGCAAGUGGAGCAGUGCCCCGGAACCAGGCAAAGUAUGUGAAGGGUGAGAGUAAGGCCGUUGCCAAUGGAAUAAAAACCAACGGUGUUGUUUGAACGGCCUGAUAAAAGCCAACGGUGAGUGAGGUUUUAACCGUCAUGGACUAGGUUUCUACCUCAGUAUAAUAAUGCAUCUUAUGAAGAUGCUCCUUUCCAUUUAAAUCACAGUCAUAAGUGACUGGAUUUCUCUUUGUAGAUGGCUCAUUAAAUCUAUAAUGAAGUUUUGAAG